Molecule: messenger RNA, 2081 nt
Organism: Haliotis rufescens (red abalone)
Lineage: Eukaryota; Metazoa; Mollusca; Gastropoda; Lepetellida; Haliotidae
Exons: 7
Coding region: 129-677 (182 amino acids)
Source: RefSeq, a predicted model, not a curated record
AGAUCACUACUACAUGCUAAAACCUAUUCAUUCUUUUGCAGGUCAUACAAAGUGAAUUUCAUGACCAACCCGACGAUACACCCUUCACGACUGUACCAUCAUAUACAUCGCGGAAUGGUUUCGUUAUCAUGACGUCACAUCCGAACAAAGAGGAAGUGUGGGAGACACUUUACAAUAGUGACUGCCGAAGUCUGUUCACGUACCCUACAAAUGAUCAGUGUUAUCUGCCAACAGCUGAAACUUCAGUGACAACCAAGAGGUUCGAAGUGACUGUUUCGAGAUCUACCCCAUUGUCUGACAACAUCUUACUGAACACAGUUGAAGUCAAAUUAAAGGAUAGUGGCGAGUUCACUGUUAUGCAACACUACCACAACACCGGAAGUGCACGUGACGCGGAACUGGGUUUGCUUAUUGAUAGCUUUCUGACAUGGACCAAUGAUCCGGAACGAGUCUGCAGCAUGAUCAUUUCUGACUGUAUGAGCGAGUGUCGACUCCUGGUGCUUCUUGUGAACAUCGCCAGCAGACUGCAGGACGACGGUAGGGUGGACGUCAUCAACAACAUGCGACAAAUGUUCACACGUCUGGGAGGUCCACCAUUCACAGAGGCUGACGUGAGACUUUGUUUGGAGUUUACUCAGCGGCGACUGGAGACACUCGGAGUUUACGCCAACAUGUGAAAUGCACACGAGAACUUUAGUUUUCAAUACCAACCACUGAAUACAGGAACAGUGUCCUUUAGUAUUCAGCAUAAUUCUAAGCAAUGCUGCACAUUUAAAACAACUAACGGAGCAUAUGCUCUUAAGGCGACAAAUAUUCUUUUCUCUAUGAUUACAUCUUCAUCGGCAUCACAGCCUAAAAAAAUAAAGUAUGACUUCGGAGGUUCCAUCCGAGUAUUCAAUCUUAGUAUUGGAAAUAUUUCGUUUCAUUCUUUUGCUUUUAACGUGAUUACGCUUCUCUACAUGAGUAUGGAUUAACUCACGAUAAACUAUUCACGGCUUUAUAUUUUGAUAUGUAGAAUUCUUAUAACAUCAGGGCACAAUUUUGCACAUUUUUCAGUUAAGAUAUUCUUUGCAGAUCGUAGGCCUUAUAUUUUGUUUGUUUUUUGUUUUCUCAAGUCCGUUUUGUAGCUCAACUGACUGAAAGUCUGAUUUGCAAUAUGUCCGGGUGAAAGAUCUAUUUAUGGCCAUUAAUCAGUCAAUUUCAAUCCAAUUCUAAUUGGUACAGUUGGUAAAUGUUUUGUUGGGCUCAACAAAUAUGUUCCGUUGCAAUUCUACCAUACUGAAUGAUGAAUCUUUACAUGGCCAUCUUUGUUUUGAAAUUUGAUAUAUGUGUAGUUUGUUUUUUGAAUGAAUGAAUGAUGUUUAUUCUCGUAAAUCACGGCAGUGAUACAGAGAUGUAAUUGGAUACAGGAAUUAGAUACAAUAGGAGAAAACAUGUCAGUGGAACAUUUCCAUACUUGAUCUUAUAGUGGGGCUCAAUACAUGUUCCAUUUUUAGCGCCUUUAUUUGACCUUUUACCUUUGACCAAACCACUUAACUCUCAAAAUGGAAUUCUUUGCACUGUUCAGUUAUUGUUUAUGUCAGAUGUGUACAAAUAUAAUGACAUAUCUGUAGAGCUUGUUGUGCGAUUCAACAUGCAUAUUCCCGGGUUGUUGUUGGCUUUUUUGGAAACUUUAAAACUAUGAGCCAAAUAUGCAUCAAUAACAUUUCAGAGCAAGGUCAAAAGUAGUUUAACAUUUUCAUUUUUAUAGUGAAACACUUUGCAAACGCAUAUUCGAUUGUUUGUAAUGGCUAAGAAAAUCAAUAUAACUUGUUCUGUGCAUUUAUGCAUGAGAUAACCAAAGACAACAACAUCAUUCUUUGACAUGCGAGUAAAUAUUCACAAAUACAAUCUCUUGACCUUCAAGUAAAAACUGAGAUUGCGUUUUCAUUGUGUGUCAUACAGAUUUCAAAUAAAACGCUAUCAACCAAUCAUUAUCUCGCUAUUUAUCUCACAAAUGUUUAGUGCAGUUUUAUAUGAGAUUUUAUAUGUUCAUGCAAUUAUAAUUUCAGGUAUAAGAAAUAAAUGCUUUCUUGUCUUUA